AAGUCCCUCAUCUCCUGAAAGCCUAACAAAAAUGAAAUUCCUUACACUGAUCGCUACUCUUCUUGUGCUUUUCGCUGCAACCGACGCUUACUAUACAUAUUAUUACUACCCAAACAACAACUACAACAACAACAAUGGCUACACGACAUACUACUACUACCCGAAUAAUAACAAUAAUGGAUACUACUACAAUAAUGGAUGCUCUGGAUGCAACAGUAAUGGAUACACUACUUACUAUUACACCUGGGGAAAGAGAUAAUUGCGAAUAUUUAUUUUGAUAUUUGUCUGGAAUUGUACAAAUAAAUUAUUUU
Molecule: messenger RNA, 311 nt
Organism: Caenorhabditis elegans
Lineage: Eukaryota; Metazoa; Nematoda; Chromadorea; Rhabditida; Rhabditidae
Gene: C01G10.17
Product: FIP (Fungus-Induced Protein) Related
Exons: 2
Coding region: 32-259 (75 amino acids)
Source: RefSeq, marked reviewed